AUGGUGAUUCUUCAAAUGUGUCGUGCAAAGAUAUGGGAGAGUUAUCGUGGGAGUAAGAUUAAAAUUUCUUUAGAUAUUUUCUCAUAUAAUUGUAACAAUCUCAACUUCAUACAAUGCCACGAGGGUAGAGACUGGAGUUCUUUGUGCCGCAGAUCCAAGCCUACAAAGAUAGGCUUUCAAGUAUCGAAGGAGAUAAUUCUUGAGAGUGUUGUGCCCAAAAAAUCGGAACUUAAGGAAUUGGCUGCUGGAAAUAUUGAUGUUAGGACUCUUGACUACUUUGUUGAUGGCAAAAUGAUUGGAGAGCAUUGGGUAUGCGCAAAAUGGUACAUCUCAUGCCUAAAGUGUCCAAAGAAGGUCAAACGUUCUGACAACAAUUAUCAUUGUGAAAAACAUGGGGAUAUCAAAACACCUCUCUUCAGGUACAAAAUUGAAAUGGAUGUUUGGGAUUUUACUGGAGACAUUUCCCUAAUUUGUUGGGAUCCCGUGUUCUCUAAGUUUGGCCACGAUAAUCUACCACCACUAAUAGAGGGUGUGGUUGCCUGGUUGAUCUUGGUCAAGCCGAAAGAAGUUAGUGGAUACUACACGGAAUCGGAUUUUCUGACCAUGCUGCAAAAGGAACUAGAAGAAGGCUAUGAAUCAGAAGAGGAAGUUAGCACUCCAUUAAAAGAGCAAAAGCUCAAGGAAAUCGUGGGUGAUAGCUCUUUUAAACGUGGCCUUUUUGAAGAGGGUUCUUCUUCUUCGAGGCCAUUGAAACAACAAAAGGUCAAUACGAACAACUGCGGGGUAGGUGACGAUACCACUUCUUCUUCUGAGGAUACCGAUGAGGCGGAUGCAUAG
Molecule: messenger RNA, 837 nt
Organism: Striga asiatica
Lineage: Eukaryota; Viridiplantae; Streptophyta; Magnoliopsida; Lamiales; Orobanchaceae
Source: the annotation of a GenBank genome assembly